CAGGCCAGCAGCACUGAGCGCGAACGAACGAACGAACGCACUCGCGGCGGCCAGUCUCGCCGCUGACGGCAGCCGACCGAGAUCUCGUGUCGCUCGCGCGCGAUUUUAUCCUCUACUAAGUACUGCUCCUGUAUACAAUUCCUCUUCGACGAACUCACUUACGCACAAUCGCGUGUGCGCUCGUACACACUUGGCUGUGCUGUGUACGAGCUCUGCUAUAACACAUAUAGGUAUAUAGGUUAUAAUCAACGCAUGAUCAUCGCACUGCAGUGUGCAGAGGGAGAGGAGUGCGCGAGGAAGACAACAUAACCGUGUUCUCCGAGCGAGAGCCGUAUACGCAUGUGUGUCGGAGGGACGGUAUAUAGUGGAACAACCGCCGCCGAUACUGUAACCGCCCCCGGAGAGGAUGUCCUCGAGGCCGUCGCCGCCGGUAGCAGUAUCCCGGCCGAGCUAACGGGAUACCGACGACAUAGCGAGAGUGCGACUGUAUACUCUGUCCGAUAGUCGUGUUAUAUAUAUAUAUAUAUACAUAUAUCUGUCCUCGGCGAAUCAUCCGGAGUGUCACGCAGUCAGCGGAAGAAGCUGUGAGGAUCUGCAGAGCCAGCUGGUGCAGCCGGAGUAGACAGGAAAAGUGUCUUCAGCCACGAGGAAGGAGCGGCGCCGAGAGGCGGAUCGAUCCGACCCAGCAUACUACUGUACUCAGCUCUCCGAGAUCUUGAGAAAUCAAGAGAUCGAGAAAACCUUUCGUCAACGCGGCGAUGAUCGACUCGUGAUCGGGUCGAUGAAAGGUGCCAUCAGCAUCGGCUUAAAGUAGAAGUGGCGAGAGGCGAUUCGUAGGACGAAGGUGGAGGCCUGCGGGGCCGCGUCGACGAAGACGCAGGAGUCGUGGACAGCUUGGGGACCGGAGCCGUCGCCGCGAGGCCCCGGCGCACCGCCACCCCAAAGACCACGCGCUGGUGGCGGAGGAAACGACGGAGGCGACGCCUCGACAACGAUUUCGGGCGGCGUUCGUGACGAGGAGGCGAGGUAGUGCGCGGCUGCAGCAGCAGGAUGUUCGGCGUGAUCUGCCGGCGCAACUGGGCCCUCAGGCUCUCGAUCGUGCUGAACGUCUGCGUGCUGCUCUACGUGUGCGCGCACUUCGGGGCCGUCUCGGGGCCCUGGAUCGAAGAGGGCGCCGCUGCCGGGGCGAGCAACUGGGCCGCCAAUCCGAACUCCAUCGGCGCUUCCUCGGUCCAGGAUGCCCAGAUAUUGCAGCAGGAGGGCACCCAGCCGAGAGCCAAUGCCACGGCAGCGUCGACCUCGACUGCCGCAGCUUCUGGAGAAGUCAAGACUGCGGCUGCUCAGCUCGAUGGAAAGCUCGAGGCUGGGAAGCUCGAGAAGACGGGCAGCAACGCUGUUGACUUUAAGGGGAACGAGACGAAGCUCGUCGAGUCGAAUGCCGUCGAGGAGAAGAAGGUCAAUCAAACGGUGAAUCAGAACAAGGCGAAGAAAGAACUGACGCUGCAGGAAGCGGUACUCUGCAACGACAAGUCCUCCGAGCCGAAAACUGCGCAACGCGGUGACUACUGGGUGCUUUAUAAUUACGUGCCGAUGAGCAUGAAGGUGCACUGUUGGGAGAGCGUGACGUACACGACGCACGCGGACUACACGUUCCUGGACAAUCUGGAGCCGCUGCUGGACAGAUGGAGGGCUCCGAUAUCAAUAGCCCUGCACGCGCCCGGAGCCGAUUUUCCGCCCACGAUUGAAGCCAUCAAGUACGCGCGUAGCUGUGGCAGUCCCCUAGUCGCCCAGCUCGUCACCUUCCACGUCUACUUCAGCAGCAAGCACGUGCCAAAAAUGAUCCCAUCGGGUGAAAAGGUUGCCUCGGAACGAGCAAACUGCAGCAAGCCAGCACCCUGGGUGAACGUCAACGCCGCCAGUAUGUACAAAAACUACCGCAAGCUCCUGUACCCGGUGAACGUCGGACGCAAUGUGGCUCGUGAGUCUGCACCUACGAGGUACGUUCUGGCCAGCGACAUCGAGCUCUAUCCCAGCCCUGAUCUGCCGGCCAAGUUUCUCGAAAUGAUCCGGCGCAACGAUCAGCCAGCUCUGCUCAAGCCUAAUCCCAAGGUCUUCGUUCUGUCGAUAUUCGAGGUCGACGAGAAGAGUCAGCCGCCCGCCAAUAAGACGAGACUGAUGCAAAUGCUGAAGGCAGGAACAGCUAUACCGUUCCACAAGAAGCUGUGCGCCGGUUGCCACAACGUGCCGCGUAGCAAGGAGUGGCAGGAAGCCCCAGAGACGUCGGGUUUACACAUAUUCCACACCGGCAAACGUACCGGCAGCUUUAUACACUGGGAGCCGAUCUACAUCGGCACCAACGACGACCCGCUCUAUGAUGAGCGGCUAAGCUGGGAGGGCAAAAGCGACAAGAUGACACAGGGCUACGCGCUAUGCGUGCUGGACUACGACUUCCUGAUAGUGGACAACGCAUUCUUGGUGCAUCGGCCAGGAAUCAAGGUCUUCAAAAAGGACAACUAUCGAGAUACGCUCACGGCCAAAACCAACGUUCUCAUUAAGAAGAUCAUCGUUCCGGAGCUGAAAGUGCUCUACGGUACAAGGAAGGGUUGUGCCGUCUAGUGCUACGCGGCCGCGCCGGCCCGUCCGCCGCGGGGCCUCAAAGUGCCAAAAACCGUAUCAACUCGUCGCUGUGUCUUUCUCUAACGACCAGCGGAUUCUCCACCCGCGACGAAGAAUAGUUAUUUUUUAAGAAACCACACAGCGGUACAAGGUGCUUAAUCGUUUGCGCGAUGACGUGCGGUGGAGAGAGGACGAUGAGUUCAGUGACUUAGACAGAUGCUCUAAUAGACGCCGGUGCGAGAAGAAAAUAUUUUUCUAUCCACGACAGGUAGGAGAGGUUCGGUUGAACGAGCAGACGCUAUGCAUGAUGCCAUUCGAUUCUCGUUUCGAUGACGAGAGUCGCGCGCUGGCGCUGCGCAUAGACAAAACUGUGUGUAUGUGAGAGAGAUGAAGAAAACGUGUGCGGCUUGCGGUACAGUGGGCCGAGCGCGAGUCAGACGAAUUUUUCCCAGGAGACCGCUUCUCCUGACACUUUCCACUUUCAGCGUUAUACAUAUAUACAUAGAUAGAGAUAGAGACGCAUAUACAUAUAUUAAGUCGUCGCAUUGUAUACUACGUAGAUUACAGUUAAGUAGCUCUAUUACUCCUCUAGUUGGAUUUAUUCGAUCACGCGCUGGCAAUUUGACUUUCGCGUGAAUCGCGUGAUUUUCCGCAAAACCCUCGGGAAACAUUGCGACUCUCAAUAUGUCGAUAUAGAUAGUAUAUAAAGUAAAAACAUUUGCUAGGGAAUCUAUAUAGCGUGUCAUUCCAACCGGUGAGAAAAGCUUACAGUCUUUCUCGAAGAAUGUAUACGUUGCCGUAGCAUCGUAAGGCUUGUAAUUCGCUUUAUUUGACCCAUCGACACUCACGUCGUUUCUUUUACGAUCAACCAAUUGCCAGAGCUAUGUCGAAUUAUCAAAGUUCAGGACGUUUGCCUGCAGUAUGAACAAUAGGACACGUAGUCGUUCAUUGUAAAAAAGUUUUUUAAAAAGUGAUCAAGCAUAUACCGAACUCAUGGUAGCAAACAAAGAGAAAAAAGUGAUAAAUAAAAUUAAAAAUCGCGCGCAUUGAAAAUGCGCUUCAGGUUGUAAUUAACAAAAAAGUGCGCGUCCGUGACGCAGGAAUAGUCAUAGCAUUGUAUCAUAUAAACCUAUAAAUAUUUUUUUAUAUCAGCGUGUGGCAAGGAAACUCAAAGUGGCGAUGCGAUUAUUUAAAAAACAAAAAUUAAUUGUUGUACGUGGGAGAGAGUCUUGCAGAAUCGUGCAGAUUGCCAGAAGGAGGUCGCCUUUUCUCCUUUGGUGUGGUUUUUCAUCAUUGGAUCUACCUGUGUUACUAUGGUGGAUAAGAUUCAAUUUUAAUCACUGGUUAUCUAAAAAAAUCCGAGCGAUUGACUUUUCUAUGAAUAAAUUAAGCUCAUUUGAGCUUUAUGUUUUAAUGGUGCGUUUGUUAGAAAUUUUAAUUUGACGAAUUAUAGUUUAAUUUUUUUUUUUCUAUGAUAAAACUUAUUCUUUGAUCGCAUUGUUACAAAACGUGUUGACCCGACGAGCAAUGGUAGUUCAUUAAGGUGGUUAUGAACUCUAGUGGAGAAAUAUAAUUAAAGUCGGCCAACUAAACUGUUACUUUCAUCAUCUAAUUUGGUUAUAAACUAAACAAAAAUGACUAAACUUAGUAUUCCUAUGGUAUUGGAUGAAGUUUCGUUUGAUAUAUUUUGCCACUAGAAAAAUCUGAACGUUUCGUAACCAUCGACGUGAUUGCAUUGCAAGUUCCUAGUGCAUUUUCUUGUUUGUUAAUUUACCAAUGGGCUGUGCAAUUAUUUCGCGCGAGCUACAUGAACUACAGCAGGUCUAAGAGACAGUUGUGUAUAAAUGCAGAAAGAGAAAUAAGAGAUAACACGAGCGACGUGUCUCAUGUGUAAAUACCCCGUGCCUUACAAGAGAACAAAUUUCAGCUUCCGAGACAUUUUCUACGUCGUGGAGACGCUCGAGGUAGUUGAAAGUAUGUGUGUUGUCAAUUUCUAUUAUUAUUUUUAAACGGUUACUCGUAUUUUGCAAAUAUUCAGGACAGAUUUGAUUUAGACAAGUUUUUAAAAAUAUCAAAGGAAAUAAGAAUUUUAAUUAAUGUGAAUUUAUUUGUCCUUUUAACUUUACACUUAUAUUUAUAGAUGUCGUAUACACCUUCAAGAAUAAAUUUUAAUCAUUUUUAAUGGAUUAUUAUACAUUCCUACUUUCUGAAAUGUCUCUGUACGUCAAUAUUGGAGGCAAGACUAUAUUAUCUUUGGAUAAAUCAAAGGUUUAUCAUAAAAUUAUUACCUUCGUUUAACUUGUCAUUAUAUCAAUAGCUAAUUUUUAUAGAUACUUGUAGCCUUUCUUUAUCAUUAUUGACAUUUUAUUGCAAAAUUAAGUCAACAAAUUCUAAAAUUGUAGUAAAAAAUGGUAAAGCUGGGGCGGUAUUAUUCUUAAAAAAAGAAUUGAAUGCAUAAUAUUGUUAUCUGUACUUCGGAAAAAUAUUAUUUACGAUAAUAUCAACAAAACUACAUAAAAAUCCCCCUUUUAAUAAAUACAUAUAUUUUUCAGUAUAUAUCUCUAAGUAAAGAAGUGCAGGAAUCGCAUUUAUAAUCGUAUGACUUGAAUUUCCCUUAUAGAGCAUUACUAGAUUUGUAAGCAAUACGAAAUGUAAAUAUAUAAAUAUAUACAACUAAUAAUUACUUGCAAAACUCAUUGCCGAAAAAUGCGAACACAUACGUUAACUUAUAUUUAAACAAUGCUUUGAACAUGUGUACGCAUCGCGUUACUUAACUCAAUUUGUUUACAAUUUUCAUUGUUUUUUAUGAUGCUUUUACUAAGGUCAACAAAUUACAACUAUACCGACGAAAGUUAUUAAUUUGAUCUUAUUUUACGUUGAAAGUUUUUUCAAGGAAACACUGAUAAUUUAAACAAUCUUUUAUUGUAUAUUUCACUCGUUAAUUAUUGCGUGAUGUUAAUAAUUAGUUUUACAAGUGAAAAUAAUUUUUUUUUCUCUGUUAUUUAUAUCAGUAUAUACCUAUUUGUCAAGUAUUUUUGCAUAAUUUGCCAUUUACUAUACCUCAAACAAAGAUUUCUCCGAAAGUAAAUUAAAAGAUUUGUUAAAAAUAAUUGCAAAGGUUGGCGGGAUAAAUACACAUUUGAAAUGUUCUAACUAUGAAUCUUAUUAAUCAGAUUUUCGAGAAAUCUUUUUGCCAAAGUAGUCAACCAUUCAUUUUUUAUGGUUUUAAGCUAUGUAAUAAAAUAUGAACUUAAGAGAAAACAAUCAGGAUGCAAUAAUUUUGCCAAACUACUGUUAAAAUAAAUCUAAUAUAUAUAUAUUUAAAGACCUAGUGUAAUCGAAGUCCGAGUUGUUUCACUGUGUAAUUUAGACUUCGAUCAUAGCGAUUAUUACUUAUUGCAAAAUGAUCGAACAAGUUACAACUUUUUUCGAUCAUCAUCGCGUAAUUAAAACGCAGUCAAACAAUAAUGUUAAAAUAUUUGUAUUAACACGUAUGCCAAACAAAGUAUAAUUAUUCUCAAGCAACUAUUCUUAAUAAAAUGAUUGAAUCCUGACUGUUUUCAUCGUCUACUGUAAUAUAUACGUAUGUAAGCUCUGUAAAUGUCUAUCGACUGACCAGUAUAUACAUAAAAAAAGUAAAAGGAAUACCGCGAUGGAAGACGAGUAAAAAGCAUAUAGCAUAGGGUUGAACUCACUGCGCGUUGUGGUAGACUUAAUUUUUUUAUUGUAUACGUGCUCUUAUCGAUGUGCCACACACGAGAAUCUCGUCGACACGGCAGAAACGAUCCCCUUAUGUAUGAAUACGCUUGUACAAAUGUAUAAGUAUUUUCGAAAAAAGAAGAAUGAAUAAAUAAAAUAAAAUAAAGAGUAAAAAGAAAA
Molecule: messenger RNA, 6495 nt
Organism: Nasonia vitripennis (jewel wasp)
Lineage: Eukaryota; Metazoa; Arthropoda; Insecta; Hymenoptera; Pteromalidae
Product: beta-1,4-glucuronyltransferase 1
Exons: 8
Coding region: 1051-2616 (521 amino acids)
Source: RefSeq, a predicted model, not a curated record